Arabidopsis lyrata subsp. lyrata is the source of this 498-nucleotide messenger RNA. RefSeq lists its product as uncharacterized. The record is from RefSeq and is a predicted model, not a curated record. The transcript has 2 exons. Lineage: Eukaryota; Viridiplantae; Streptophyta; Magnoliopsida; Brassicales; Brassicaceae. The coding region runs from base 139 to 360 and encodes 73 amino acids.
CAGAAAGAGCAAGUUAUAUAUAGACUCACGAGAAUGUUAUUGUUUUACAUUUUGUUCCCUCAAGUAAUUUAUUUAAGACACAUCUUUCAGAAAGAAAGAAAAUAGAAGAAGGAAGAAUCUACGUUAACGGACCGGAUCAUGGAGAAGAAGGUGGCUUUGGUGAUGGCUUUGAUGUUGCUUAUGUCGGUGUUGAUUUCCGCCGAGGAAGCACCAACGAUCGGACAGAGGAUAGACUCAGCCACAACCGACUUUACCAAAUUCUUCAAUGAACAUGCCCGUCCUGCCGUGGACUCUGUCUCCUCUACCGUCAAAUCCGUCUACAACUGGUUUGGUGAUAAAGCUAAGGAAUGGGGACUCUAGAGAUUUGUUUAUGAGCGAAGAGGUUUGGAAAGCAUUUUCAGCGAAUAAAGUUUGAUCUCCAUGUAUUACGUUAUUUUUAAUUAAUAUAUAAGAAAAGAUCUAUAUUUGUCUUCUAAUAAGUAACAACUACACACAAAA